Messenger RNA from Epithele typhae, 678 nucleotides. RefSeq names its product WSC-domain-containing protein. NCBI's taxonomy places the organism in Eukaryota, Fungi, Basidiomycota, Agaricomycetes, Polyporales, Epitheliaceae. The transcript has 2 exons. The record is from RefSeq and is a predicted model, not a curated record. Bases 1 to 678 code for a protein of 225 amino acids. Gene Ontology annotation, cellular component: plasma membrane.
AUGCUCCCCCUUUGCGUCGCAGCCUUUCUCUUCGCCACUACCCUCGCCUUCGAUACCCCCACCAUCCCUCUCAACUGGUCCGUCCAGUAUCCCUGCGCAGUGGACUUUGGUGCACGCAUCAUUGCCGGCGUCGUCACGACCCAGCACGCCGACAACACGCCGGCGACGUGCAUCGAGCGGUGCGACGCUGCCAACUUUACGUACGCCGGCGUCGAGUACAGCAACGAGUGCCACUGCGGGACCGGCCUGAAGGGCACGCCGCAGGUCGCGCCCACGAGCGACUGCAACAUGGCGUGCACGGGGGACCCAGACCUCUCGUGCGGGGGCUCGUUCCGCAUCCAGAUCUACAAGUCGCCCGCGCUCCCGCCGGGCUCGUGGACCGCGACGGGCUGCUUCGUCGACACGCCGACGCAGGCGGCGUUCGCGAACCCGGUGCACACGACGUUCGCGACCAACCUCGACCUCGUCAGCCAGUGCAUCAACUUCUGCACGCACAUCGGCCUUCCGUUCUCGGGCGUCGAGGACGCGAGCGACUGCCAGUGCAGCACGGGGUUCGCGGCGGGCGCGCAGCAUGUCGCGCAGCAGGAGUGUAAUUCGACGUGCCCACUGCCGCCGGGGCAGGGGCGCUUGUUCUGCGGCGGGUUCCAGAGGCUGGAGACGUUCAAGUACGAUUUCUAA